ACAUACAGCAGGGAAGCCACGGGAAAACAUAAAAUAGAGGUGGUUAAAUGGUAUGUUACAAAUAUUGACUCUGCAAUUAGAACAAGACUGUGUUAUGACUUGAAAUUGUAUUUACGGCGGUCGUGAGGGAGGUGAAACUUUACUGGUCAACAGGACGAGAGAAAAUCGCUCUAACAGUAAAAUGGUGAUGAUGGCCAGUUUCCUUUAGAGGGCGCUGUGACCCUCUCUUCCAAUGGGUCCUGAGAAAGACGAUACUCCGAUGAACACGAUUAUCAGCACACCUCCCCCCUCCCCUCCUCUCCCCGGCUCCCUACGGGCGUGUCACGGGCCCUGUCCUGCCGCCCCCCCCUGUUCCCCCUGUGCGUCCCCACGCAACAGAGCCAGCCCCGUGGGGGUCCAUCUGCGGCCCCCUUCCUCCGGCCCCCUGGGGCAACCGGACCCCCUGAGGAGGCACAGCUGGGACCCCGGGGCAGUGGUGCAUGGCUUCCCGCAGUAUGAGCAUCACAGCGUGAGUCUGGAGGAUCUGAACCCUGAGGAGAUAGAGAAGAUGCUGGGCGGGGCCCUGGGCAGGCUCAGUGGGCGGGACCCACGGCGAGCCCCAAUCACCCACUACGCCCAGGAUUUUGGGUCCCUGCUGUCACUCACUGAGGAGGAGGCGGGCCCUGACCCACAGCGCUUCUCUUUACUAGAGGAACAGUCCAGCCAGUUGCAGGGCUGCAGCGCCUCUGCUCCCUCUCUCUGUGACACGCUGGCCGAGUCUCGCUCACAGAGUGCCGCCGCCCACCCCUGGCCCCGCCCCCGGCCUCGGCCCCACUCCCACUGCAAUGAAACCUCUCUGUGCUCUGUGGUCGGAGGCUCCACUCAAAGUGUGGAUGCAGGCAGUGAGUUGGGUUCAGUGGACUGGGGCACCGAGGAGAGAACGGAGCGUCAGCAGGGCAGCAGGGAGGAGAGGGAGGAGAAGACGGGCAGCCCGCUCGGGCGCACGCUCAGCUUUCUGCGCAAGAUGGCCGGGACCCACAAGAAUAAAGAGAAGGAGAGGAUGAAGGAGCGAGAGAAGGAGGCCAGAGAGAGGGAGGCGAGGUACAGCAACGGUCACCUGUUCACCUCCCUCACCGUCUCGGGAACGACGCUGUGCUCCGCCUGCAACAAGAGCAUAACGGCCAAGGAGGCCCUGAGCUGCCCCACCUGCAAUGUCACCAUCCACAACCGCUGUCGGGACACUCUGCCAAACUGUGCCAAAAUGAAGCAGAGGCAGCAGAAGUUGGCUUUAGUGAGGAACAGCUCCGCACUACAGAAUGUGGCCCUUCGGACGAAAAGCCCCAUGCUGAAGGAGAGGCCCAGCUCCGCCAUCUACCCGUCUGACCUGCGGCAGUCCCUGCUGGGCGCCCGCCGCGGCCGCGCCGGCCUCUCCCUCUCCAAGAGCGUCUCCACCAAUAACAUCGCAGGGAACCUGAAUGAUGACUCUCCCUUGGGGCUGCGUAGGAUCCUGUCCCAGUCCACAGACUCUCUGAACUUCCGUAACCGAGCCAUGUCUAUGGAGUCUCUCAACGAUGAAGGAGAGGUGUACUAUGCCUCCAUGCUGGACGAGUUGGAGAGGGAGGGGCGGGACUUUGAGCUGGACUCCUGGAGCCUGGUGGUGGAUUCCUCCUACCUGCAGACUCACCGUAAAGAUAUCAUCAAGAGGCAGGAUGUCAUCUAUGAGCUGAUCCAGACGGAGCUGCACCAUGUGCGCACGCUGCGGAUCAUGGACGGGGUGUUCCGGCGGGGCAUGCUGGAGGAGGUGAUGCUGGAGCCGGGGGUGGUGCAUGGAGUCUUCCCCUGCCUGGACCGGCUGGUGGGGCUGCACUCCCGCUUCGUGGCCCAGCUGCUGCUGAGGAGGAACCACAGCCUGGCGCCUGGGAGCAGCAACAACUUCACCAUCCACCAGCUGGGCGACGUGCUGCAGGAGCAGUUCUCAGGGCACUAUGCAGAUGAGAUGAGGAAGGCCUACGCUGAGUUCUGCAGUCGACACCUGAAGGCCGUCAAACUGUACAAGGAGCUGAUGGCCAGAGACAAGCGCUUCCAGUACUUCAUCCGGCGAGUAAGUCGGGGGCCCCUGCUCCGUCGCCAUGGCAUCCAGGAGUGCAUCUUAUUGGUCACUCAGCGCAUCACCAAGUACCCCGUCCUCAUCCAACGCAUCCUGGACAACACCAAGGGGAAUGAGGAGGAGGCCUCCUCUCUGGCCCUGGCCCUGGUGCAGAUCCGGGAGCUGCUGAGCUCGGUGGACCAGCAGGUUCUGGAGCUGGAGCGGACCCAGCGGCUGCAGGAGAUCCGCGCGCGGCUGGACCCGCGGGCCGAGACGGAGGUGCGCGGAGGAGGCGUGUUCCGGGGCGGGGAGCUGCUGCGAAGGCGCCUCAUUCACGAGGGGACCCUGCUGUGGAAGACUGCCGGCUCCAGACUGAAAGAUGUGCAGGUGCUGCUGAUGACAGACAUCCUGGUGUUCAUGCAAGAAAAGGACCAGAAGUUCAUCUUCCCAUGCCUGGACAAGCCCGCUGUGCUCUCCCUGAAGAACCUUAUAGUGCGAGAUAUAGCCAAUCAGGAGCGCGGAAUGUUCCUCAUCAGUGACUCCACCCCUCCGGAGAUGUACGAGAUCCACGCCGCCUCCAGAGACGACAGGAACACUUGGAUGAGGCUCAUUCAGCACACCGUCGCCUGCUGUCCCUCCAGAGAGGACUUCCCCCUGAUCGAGACUGAGGACAAGGCCCUCCUGCGCCGGCUCAGAGCUGAUAUACAGCAGAAGGACCGCGAGGUUCUGGAGCUCCUCCAGGAGAGGGUCACUCUCUUCUCAGACCUGGCUGAGGUCACGUCGGGCCAGGAGGUCACCCUGCCCCACAAUCCCCGAAACCUCUUCCGGGCCGACACCCCCCAGGCCCCUCAGGCCGAGAGGCUGCUGACUGACGCCAUCUCUGAGGUGGAUAAACUGAGUGAAUUGCUGCUGGGCUCCACUUUUGAAGUACCUCUGUCCUGCAGUUCCAACGGUGACCAGAACCACACGGUGGCGCCAGUGAGCAAUGGAGAAGAAAUAUCAGUGAACGGAACACAUGACCAGAACAGCCUUGUGUCUAAGGAUACGAAUGGGAACCAAUUGCAAGACAGGCCCCCUAAUGAGGAGGUGUGUCAAAGGCUGGUGAAUCUUAGUGCUCAUCUCCACGCACUACAGGCCACAGUAAUUAAGCAGGACUCCGUGGUGGAGCUGUGCCUUCGUGAGGGCGCGGCCUCCACCCCCAGCACCCCCGGCACCCCCGGCACCCCCGGGGCCCUGCCCUCCACCCCGGCCCGGCUGUGCCGCUCCAUGUCCCGCGACGCGGGCCUGGACGCCACCGCGGGGGCCCCGCUGGGGGAGCUGGCCCUGCUCCAGCGCCAGCACAGCCUGCUGCAGGAGGAGCUGGGCCGGCUGCGGGCGGUGGACAGCCGGCUGAAAGACAGCGAGAAGGCCCGCGCGCAGCUGGAGCGGCAGGUGAAGGACAUGAAGGCCAGCGGCAGCGCCGCCCUGGUGGACGGUGCAGGGGCUGCGGACCAGAGCAGCAGAGGUGAGACCGAACCCAACUCCAUCGCCCCAUUGGCCAGCGAAGAGACCAUUGACCAACUGGACGGCCUACAGGAGAGCAGCGACGUGGAUGACAACUCGGACGAUGAGGACGAUGUGAGAAUCUCACCACGGUCUGAAAGCCCCAGAGACCUGCAGGAUAUCCCUGAGGAGAGCGAGUGUGCAGCGGACGUGCGAGAGAUGGACGCAGGUUGUGUGAACACACACAGCUAACGACAGCUUCAUCCGGCCCAGAACCUGGAAACAGGAAACAGGAACCAGGAACCAGGGUCUGAUCUCAGAGGGAACUGCAAUCCGAAACUCACCUUUCAUUUUGUACAUAGAAGUCCAUCUAGAAAGCAAUUAUCAUUUCAUGUUAAGGUAUAAACUUGCAACGAGAUGUGCUACAGUUCAUAACACAUUGGUAUACUAUCAUUUUAGUUUAACUUAUGUCUCUAGAGUCCUCCUUUGAAUCUUGUUUCAGUCGCACCUCGUACUCCUUCCUCUGUUAUAUGUAUGAAAGACACGACAAAAGGAGGUGAGAGGAAGGAGUAUAGCAGUAGCCACCAUGAUGAUAGGAUUCUAAGGUAGAUUUAGGGAACUGUUUUUGUAUUAAAAAUAUAGAAUAUGAUUAAUAAUAGGCUAACCUAUUUUAGCUGUCAUUUCAUCCAGUAUCCUGGCAUUUUCUGUCGUCUGGACAGCUUAGUGACUGAAACUCAAUGUUGACAGGAGACAGUGCUUGGGAACAACAUGCAGUGGGUGGGUUGGGGGAGUUUGGGGGGGAUGGAUAUGGAUAUUUGUACUGUAUAUAAAUAUGUUAGAAUGCUGUGCAGGGAAAGAUCUGCUCUCACCCACCUCCCCUGUUUCAACACGUACACUUGAAUUCUCUUGUACUUUUAAAAAAACCAAAUUUUUU
Molecule: messenger RNA, 4481 nt
Organism: Conger conger (European conger)
Lineage: Eukaryota; Metazoa; Chordata; Actinopteri; Anguilliformes; Congridae
Product: rho guanine nucleotide exchange factor 2-like
Exons: 28
Coding region: 233-3799 (1188 amino acids)
Biological process (GO): positive regulation of neuron differentiation; actin filament organization; regulation of Rho protein signal transduction
Cellular component (GO): cytoskeleton; ruffle membrane
Molecular function (GO): guanyl-nucleotide exchange factor activity; microtubule binding
Source: RefSeq, a predicted model, not a curated record